Messenger RNA from Dama dama (fallow deer), 934 nucleotides. RefSeq names its product N-acetyltransferase 8 like (gene ASPNAT). Gene Ontology annotation, molecular function: L-aspartate N-acetyltransferase activity. The transcript is spliced from 3 exons. The coding region runs from base 1 to 909 and encodes 302 amino acids. Gene Ontology annotation, cellular component: mitochondrial membrane. NCBI's taxonomy places the organism in Eukaryota, Metazoa, Chordata, Mammalia, Artiodactyla, Cervidae. The record is from RefSeq and is a predicted model, not a curated record.
AUGCAUUGUGGGCCUCCCGACAUGGUCUGCGAGACGAAGAUCGUGGCCGCCGAGGACCAUGAGGCGCUGCCGGGGGCCCAGAAGGACGCGCUGCUCGCCGCCGCCGGCGCCAUGUGGCCCCCGCUGCCCGCCGCCCCCGGGCCGGCCGCCGCCCCCGCCGCGCCCCCGCCCGCGCCGGGCCCCCAGGCUCUCGGCGGCGCCGGGGGCGCUGAGCCGGCCGAGGGGCGCGGCGUGUACAUCCGCGAGUUCCGCGCGGCGGAGCAGGAGGCUGCGCGCCGCAUCUUCUACGACGGCAUCAUGGAGCGCAUCCCCAACACGGCCUUCCGCGGCCUGCGGCAGCACCCGCGCGCGCAGCUGCUCUACGCCCUGCUGGCCGCGCUCUGCUUCGCCCUGACGCGCUCCCUCCUGCUGACCUGCCUGGUGCCCGCGGGGCUGCUGGCCUUGCGCUACUACUACAGCCGGAAGGUGGUCCUCGCCUACCUGGACUGCGCGCUGCACACGGACAUGGCCGACAUCGAGCAGUACUACAUGAAGCCCCCCGGCUCCUGCUUCUGGGUGGCCGUACUGGACGGCAACGUGGUGGGCAUCGUGGCGGCGCGGGCCCACGCGGCGGACAACACCGUGGAGCUGCUGCGCAUGUCCGUGGACUCGCGCUUCCGCGGCAAGGGCAUCGCCAAGGCGCUGGGCCGCAAGGUGCUGGAGUUCGCGCUGGUGCACAACUACUCCGCGGUGGUGCUGGGCACCACGGCCGUCAAGGUGGCCGCCCACAAGCUCUACGAGUCGCUGGGCUUCAGACACAUGGGCUCAAGUGACCGCUACGUGAUGCCCGGCAUGACCCUCUCACUGGCCGAGCGCCUCUUCUUCCAGGUCCGCUACCACCGCUACCGCCUGCAGCUGCGCGAGGAGUGACCGCCGCCGUCCGCCCGCCCGCCGC